AUGCGUAUCACGGUAUGGAACAUCAACGGUCUGCGGACGCUCAAAGGCUACCAACCAUGGUACAGGCUCCCCGACUGGGAAGCAUGUCUCGAGCACCUCGGUGCCGACAUCGCCUGCUUCCAGGAGAUCAAAAUGACCCGAAAGCAACUCACAGAACCCAUAUGUAUCCUUCCCUCCUAUAAUGCCUUCUUCAACUUCCACCCAAGCAAAGGAUACUCCGGCACAGUCACCUAUGUCCGCAAAAACGUCUCGAUCCCCCUCAAAGCCGAACAAGGCAUCACAGGCCGCUUACCUGUCACCAGCGUCUCUUCCAACCCCUCAAUACCGGAUAAUCCCAUCGGUUGUGUUCCAACAGAUACCCACGACGAUGUCGAUCCACAGACUUGGAACGCACUUGACGAAGAAGGUCGUUGUGUUGUGCUCGAUCUUGGCCUCUUCGUUCUUUUCAACGUCUACUGUCCCAACGAAACAGGUCCUGAACGACUCAAAUACAAAAUGACCUAUUACCAAUGCUUAGCCGAACGAGCCCAUCGUCUCAUCCAAUCAGGCCGCCAAGUUAUGAUUGUCGGAGAUAUGAAUAUCAUUCGCGACCCAAUCGACCACUGCGAUCCGGAACAAAGCAUGAAAGAACAUGGUUGGGAACAUUUCCAUCAACAUCCUGCUCGGUCUUGGUUUCAGUCCUUCCUGGCACCUCAAGGCAAAUUUCAUGAUGUAGGGAGGAUGUAUCACCCGGACAGGAGGAAAAUGUUCACUUGUUGGAACACGUUGAUUGAUGCUAGACCCGCUAAUUAUGGUGUGAGGUUGGAUUAUACCUUGGUGACGGAGGGGUUGUUGCCUUGGAUUAAGGGGGCGGAUAUUCAGGCGGACGUGUAUGGGAGCGAUCAUUGUCCGGUCUAUGUGGAUCUGUUUGAUGAGAGAGAGGUGGAUGGGAAGACGGUAAAGUUGAAGGAUCUGAUGCAUGGUGGAGUGGGGAGGUUGCCGCCUGCGCUAGCGGCUUGUCAUUAUGAUGAGUUUUCGGGGAAGCAGAGGAAGUUGGCGUCUUUCUUUGGGGCGAGUAAGAAGAGUGCGCCUGUCAGGAAGGAGAAUUAUGGGGCUGAUACCGCGCCUGCAACACAGUCAAUCAGUUCUGGAGGUGCGAGUUCAACCGACGCUUCUCAAAUCGACAUCAAGGACAGCAUGGGAGAUGCUGCAGCACCUUCAAUACCAAGGAUCGGGGCGGGAUCAGACAGGAAGGAAAGCUCGCUGGCAGACGCACUCUUCUCUUUACCCUCACAGCAAGAAGGCAUCAGCGUUGAGGUAGCUCCGGGCGCAUCUGACCCGAGUGCAGGAAGCAGUUCCACUGCUGCAGUGACACAAUCACCGUCCAAGAUCGAAAGCUCCAAGAUCGAAGUAGCUCCGUCCGCAUGGGCAUCCUCCGCAGCGACUGCUCCACAACCUUGCUCACUUCUGAAAGCACCUGCAAGCCAGUCAUCGCCAAACGCCAAGCGCAACGGCACCUCACCAAAGAGAUCACCUGCAGUCACAAAAGGCAAGGAGACGAGCAAAGGGAAGAGCGCUGCAAGUCUCAAAGGUCAGACAAGCUUGAAAGGUUUCUUUGCCAAGCCCACCAGCUCGUCGACCGCAACGCCAACAGCCUCCUCCACGAAGACCAGUAUCGAUCUCGCCGAGGCUAACGAGCCUCCGUCUCAGCCGAAAUCCAUAGAGAUUACCAUUGUCACAGAUUCCCAUCAACUGGAGGCCCACCCCUCUUAUAGCCAGCAGGGGGAAGAAGAAGUCUCGAACCAAGACUUGAUCGAAUCAGCCACCGAGUCGCAAGCACCGGAAGAAUCAGCAGCAAAGCGAGUCGGCGCCUUCUUGACCUGGGGAGCCAUCUUCUCCCCCACCCCCGCCCCUCUGUGUCGUAACCACUCGGAAGCUUGUCGAGCAUGGACGGUGAACAAACCAGGUCCUAAUCACGGUCGCAAGUUCUGGCUGUGUUCGCGUCCGGUUGGACCUGGAUACGAGAAGAGUGGGAGGGCAAAGGGCGAUGUUAAUCCCGAGUAUAGAUGCAACUUUUUCCUGUGGGACAGUGAUUUGAGGGGGAAGAAGAAGGGACAUGCUAGGAAUGGGAGCGGUGGGAGUGGAGGCGAGGAGAAGGAAGGAAAGUCCUUUGCGGAAGUGGGAAGGGAGAGAGAACAGAUCAAGAAGAGAGGGAGCGUUGAGGGAGGCGGAGGAAAGGAGCAAGAGAGAGAAGAAUUAGGAGGGGUUUGGGGCCCGCAUAAGCGUGUUAAGACUGAUAGCUAG
Ustilago hordei is the source of this 2283-nucleotide messenger RNA. Its product is annotated as DNA-lyase APN2 family protein. Gene Ontology annotation, cellular component: nucleus. The record is from RefSeq and is a predicted model, not a curated record. Lineage: Eukaryota; Fungi; Basidiomycota; Ustilaginomycetes; Ustilaginales; Ustilaginaceae. The transcript has a single exon. Gene Ontology annotation, molecular function: zinc ion binding; phosphoric diester hydrolase activity; DNA-(apurinic or apyrimidinic site) endonuclease activity. Gene Ontology annotation, biological process: base-excision repair. Bases 1 to 2283 code for a protein of 760 amino acids.